Molecule: messenger RNA, 1724 nt
Organism: Pangasianodon hypophthalmus (striped catfish)
Lineage: Eukaryota; Metazoa; Chordata; Actinopteri; Siluriformes; Pangasiidae
Gene: aldoca
Product: aldolase C, fructose-bisphosphate, a
Exons: 9
Coding region: 155-1249 (364 amino acids)
Biological process (GO): fructose 1,6-bisphosphate metabolic process; glycolytic process
Cellular component (GO): cytosol
Molecular function (GO): fructose-bisphosphate aldolase activity
Source: RefSeq, a predicted model, not a curated record
UACAGGUUCCAGCCUCCUCCGGGACGCCACCAUAAAGAACUGGGACAAUGUUGCUGUCACAAAAAGAGCUUCUCAUUUCAUUCCUCAUCACAUCUGCGGAGCAAGCCAACGCAUCUGCAUCUCUUCUCGGACUUGGUUGUGAUCCCUCUGUAAGAUGACCCACCAGUUUCCGACCCUCACCACGGAGCAGAAGAAGGAGCUGCAUGAGAUCGCUCUGCGCAUCGUGGCUCCUGGGAAAGGCAUUCUAGCAGCUGAUGAAUCAGUUGGCAGCAUGGGAAAGCGUCUGAAUCAGAUAGGAGUGGAGAACACAGAGGAGAAUCGUCGCCUGUAUCGCCAAGUCCUCUUCAGCGCAGACGACCGCAUUGACAGCUGCAUCGGCGGAGUAAUUUUUUUCCAUGAAACCCUCUACCAGACUUCAGAUGAUGGUGUUCCUUUUGUUAAAAUGAUCAAAGACAAAGGGAUCACUAUUGGCAUCAAGGUUGACAAAGGAGUAGUUCCCCUGCCAGGAACUAAUGGAGAAACAACUACACAAGGGCUGGAUGGUCUGUCAGAGAGAUGCGCUCAGUACAAGAAAGAUGGAGCAGAUUUUGCCAAGUGGCGCUGUGUGAUGAAGAUCAGUGACACGGCUCCAUCUCCGCUGUGCAUCACAGAAAAUGCAAAUGUCCUUGCACGCUAUGCUACUAUCUGCCAGCAGCAUGGGAUUGUACCCAUAGUGGAACCUGAGAUCCUACCUGAUGGAGAUCAUGACCUCAAGCGCUGCCAGUUUGUUACAGAGAGGGUUUUGGCAGCAGUGUACAAGGCCAUGUUUGAUCAUCAUGUGUAUCUGGAGGGCACCCUGCUCAAGCCCAACAUGGUGACCCCUGGACAUGGAUGCCCCACCAAAUACAGUGCCGAGGAGGUUGCCAUGGCGACCGUCACUGCUCUACGUCGCACCGUGCCUCCUGCAGUCACUGGAAUAACUUUUCUCUCCGGAGGCCAGAGUGAAGAGGAGGCCUCUGUCCACUUAAAUGCCAUCAAUAACUGCCCGCUGGUAAAGCCCUGGGCACUGACCUUUUCUUUUGGUCGGGCGCUGCAGGCCUCAGCACUGAAGACCUGGCGUGGUCAGAAAGAAAACCAGAGUGCUGCCACUGAGGAGUUCAUCAAACGUGCUGAGAUCAACAGUCUGGCAUCCCAGGGGAAGUAUUCUGGUGGAGGGGACAGCAGUGGAGCUACUGGGCUUUCCCAUUACCUGUCUAGCUAUGCAUACUGAAAUGCUACCUUUACCUGCUGCCUAUGAUUAUUCAGAAUCUCCUCAGAUACAGCCAAUUCCACUGCCACUGUUGUAGAAACGACUGUACUCUGAUACACAUACACAACUUCGAGGUGUAUCUUGGGUUCAGUACGUAGCUGUUUGGACUAAAUCAGUAUUAGAGCUGUUGAAAUUAAUUAAACAACUCAAACACUGUUCAUAAAACCUUAUAAAUGAUUAUGAAUACCAUAUAGAUAAAUGUGAUCUAGUGAUCUUGUCACUCAGCCAACACAAUUUGGGUUUCUCUUUACAGCUUGUGCUGUGCAGUGCUUGAUGAAAACAUGAUUUAAACGUCUGUGUGUAAUGGAUAGAAAUAAGCUUAUUUACACUUAGUACCUGUGAGCUGUGUGCUUUUGGUGAGUGUUGUGGUAUUCUGUGUGACUAGAUAAAUGUGAUCAGAAAAUACUGCAUAAGAUGUAAUAAAUUCUGAAAAUAU